Ciona intestinalis (vase tunicate) is the source of this 1025-nucleotide messenger RNA. NCBI's taxonomy places the organism in Eukaryota, Metazoa, Chordata, Ascidiacea, Phlebobranchia, Cionidae. The record is from RefSeq and is a predicted model, not a curated record.
UUAUAACCGGCUCCUCACAGGUCGCAUACUACAUAACGUCAACCACAAGUAACAGCGAAUCCACCAUCCGUCCCUUUACAAUUCACCACACAACUGGUAUCAUCAGUAACUUGAUGACGUUGGACCGUGAGAACGGUGUGACGUCAUACACGGUUCAAGUUGUAGCGGUGGAUAUGACGUCAAAUGUAAACAAUCCAAGAAUUACUUCGACAAACGUCGUCGUUUCAAUCCUCGACUUCAACGACAAUCCCCCAUUGUUUGCCGAACCUUUCGUCCAAGUAUUUGUAGCAGAAUCUGCAGCACAAGGUUACGUCAUAUCGCAAGCUACAGCACAAGAUAUUGACCAAUCGUCUGUUAUAACUUACUCAUUACAAGAAACAAGCAAUUCCGAUCUUUUCCGAAUUAAUCCGAGGAAUGCCGAAGUCACCCUCGGGCCAAAUGGUCUCGAUCGAGAAUUACAAUCACUAUAUACGCUUUAUGUUGUAGCCGCUGAUGAAAUCCACCAGUCAGUAAUGGAGCUCCUAAUACACGUUGUGGACGUUGACGAUAACUACCCGGUAUUUUCCAAAUCGGAAUAUGUAUUUUCAAUUACUGAAGGCUCUCCUACACCACCUAGCAGCGGUCGAUAUAUUGGCUCAAUCAAAGCGACCGAUUUCGAUGAAACUUCACAGAUCACGUAUUUCUUUGGCAACGGAAGCGACUUCGGUCGUUUUGUUCUUGAUCGGCAAACUGGUUCUAUCAGGUUAAAUCCGCUUUAUACCGGUUCGUUUGACCGGGAAAUUCAAGAUUUUUACUCGUUGAUCGUCCUCGCUUCUGACGCCGCAGGGCACACCGCAGAGGCGAGGGCAUACAUCAACAUUAUCGAUAUCAAUGAUAAUUCACCAAUAUUCCAACACCACCCCCCACGUGUGCAAAUCAAUGAAGACGUCACUAUUGACCAUUAUGUUGCUACAAUGCAAGCAGAGGACGCAGAUUUGGGUAAUUUAAUAUUUUUAAUCCAACUAUUUCUUUUGCAUAAAAAAACU